GGUCAGCGACUUUUUGAAAAAUUGCUUGAACUGGCAUCCCAAAAUAUUGAGAUCAAACUAGUGAGUGAUAUUCUGCCCGUGGAAUCAAAGGUAUUAAACGACUUGAAAAGAAAGGGUGCAGAAGUGUUGUAUAUGAACAUGUCAGCCUAUAACGAGGGUCGGCUUCAGUCAUCUUUCUGGAUUGUGGACAAACAGCACGUAUACAUCGGAAGUGCCAGCCUAGAUUGGAGAUCACUGGGACAGAUGAAGGAACUUGGCGUCAUCGUAUACAACUGUAGCUGCCUGGUCCUGGAUUUACAAAGGAUAUUUGCCCUGUAUAGCUCAUUAAGAUACAAGAAUAAAAUACCUCCGAGUUGGUCUAAGAGGCUGUAUGGAGUGUACGAUACUCAAAAUAAACUAACACUGCAGUUGAACGAGACAAAAUCAGAAGCUUUUGUGUCGAAUUCACCUAAACUCUUCUGCCCAAAGGACAGAGUCCUGGAUAUUGAAGCUAUAUACAGUGUUAUCGAUGAUGCAAAACAGUUUGUAUACAUAGCUGUCAUGGACUAUUUGCCGAUUGUCAUUGACACCAAUGCUAAACGGUACUGGCCAUAUUUAGAUGGGAAGAUAAGAGAAGCAUUAGUUUUACGAAGUAUUAAAGUACGACUUCUCAUAAGUUUCUCAAGAGACACAGAUCCCCUUACUUUUAACUUUGUUUCAUCUCUGAAAGCUAUUUGCACUGAAGUUCCAAGCUGCAGUCUGAAAGUUAAAUUCUUUGACCUUGAGGAAGAGAGUGCAUGCUUUCUUAAAGAACAGAAGAACACUUCCCUUCCCAAAUUAAACCGUAACAAAUAUAUGGUGACUGAUGGAGCUGCAUACAUUGGUAAUUUUGAUUGGGUAGGAAAUGCUUUUACGCAGAAUGCUGGAGCUGGCCUUGUUAUCAACCAAGCAGACACGGGGAACAGCACAAGCAUCAUUAAGCAACUCAAGGCUGUUUUUGAAAGGGACUGGUAUUCACAUUAUGCCAAAAGUUUACAACCAACAAAAAUCCCAAACUGCUUUAAUCACAAACUUAAUAAAGGAACUUCAAAUAAGACUGCCAUGAGCAAUGUGAAUUAGAAAGACUAUUUUACUGUUUAGUAUGGCAAUGAAGAAUUACGUUGGGGUGUAGCCCUCUUUCAUAUUUACAGACAAAGACUUAAAGAAAA
Molecule: messenger RNA, 1187 nt
Organism: Acanthisitta chloris (rifleman)
Lineage: Eukaryota; Metazoa; Chordata; Aves; Passeriformes; Acanthisittidae
Gene: PLD5
Product: phospholipase D family, member 5
Exons: 7
Coding region: 133-1098 (321 amino acids)
Molecular function (GO): catalytic activity
Source: RefSeq, a predicted model, not a curated record